Messenger RNA from Hipposideros armiger (great roundleaf bat), 1077 nucleotides. RefSeq names its product aspartic peptidase retroviral like 1 (gene ASPRV1). Gene Ontology annotation, cellular component: membrane. Gene Ontology annotation, biological process: proteolysis. NCBI's taxonomy places the organism in Eukaryota, Metazoa, Chordata, Mammalia, Chiroptera, Hipposideridae. The record is from RefSeq and is a predicted model, not a curated record. Gene Ontology annotation, molecular function: aspartic-type endopeptidase activity.
AUGGCUGGGGACCUUGGGACCAUCCAGAGGCAGGACCGGGACCAGGGUCUUCUGGGAUUCAGCCAGUCCCUGGGUGAUGAGUGGCUAGGCAUCAAAAAGGCUCUGCAGAGUGAGCAGGCCACAGCAUGUCCUCCGCUGCGCACAACAGUCUGUCAGACAACCCUCGCUGGUCCCUUCUGUCUGCCCCAGGCUGGGCACCUAAGCAACACUCUGCUUAGAGAGGCCUUGUUCUCCAGCGUGAUUGGGCCCGCACUGCUCUGUGGCUUUCUCUUUUUGGCGUGGGUGGCUGCCGCAGUUCCAGAGGACAGCAGCGGAAUGGCCGGGAGCGGAGCCAGGAGCCAGAAGCGCACCUUCACCCCAGAGCCUUUUGAUGGAGCCAAUGUAUCUCCUCAACUCUGGCUGCAUCGCUUUGAGGUCAUCAAUGACCUCAACCAUUGGGACCACCGCACCCAGCUAAGGUUCCUGAAAGAGUCCCUCAGUGGAGACGCCCUGGAGGUGUACAAUGGACUCAGUCCCAAGGACCAGAGGAGCUACGGAGCUGUGAAAGAGGCUCUGCUGAAGGCCUUCGGGGGCGCUGGGGCAGCCCACAGCCACCUGCCCAAGGAGAUUGUCUUUGCCAACAGCAUGGGUAAGGGCUACUACCUCAAGGGAAAAAUUGGCAAAGUACCCGUCAGGUUCCUGGUGGACUCGGGGGCCCAGGUCUCUGUGGUUCACCCGAGCUUGUGGGAGGAGGUCACUGAUGGCGACUUGGACACCCUGCGGCCCUUUGAGAAUGUGGUAAAAGUGGCCAAUGGGGCGGAAAUGAAGAUCCUGGGCAUCUGGGAUACAGUGGUGUCGCUGGGUAAACUGAAGCUCAAGGCCGAGUUCCUGGUGGCCGAUGCCAGUGCUGAGGAAGCCAUCAUUGGGACCGACGUGCUCCAGGACCACAACGCCGUCCUGGACUUCGAACAUCGCACCUGUACCCUGAAAGGGAAGAAGUUCCGCCUUCUGCCUGUUGGAGGGUCCCUGGAAGAUGAGUUCGACCUGGAGCUCAUAGAGGAGGAACCCUCAGAGGAGGGGCGGCAGCAGUCCAAAUGA